AUGGAUAUCAGUGUGCAGAGCGACGACGUUCAGCUCUUGAAUCUAUCGAAAUCAAAGUUCUUGUCAACAACUAGGAGCCAAGGCCUGAACAAGGAACCUAGAAGCAAGCAUAUGAAUACUUUUAAUCUUUCAUCGUUAAAUGCUCAACUUCCUCCGAACACGGGCCCCCCUGGAACAGUUCCCAUCACCAACGGGACGGGGUCGUCGGCUUCGUCGAACAAGAACUUGAGUCAUGUUCCUUGCAAGUUCUACCGACAAGGAAUUUGUCAGGCAGGGAACUCUUGUCCCUUUUCUCACAACUUAGACGGUACGUUGGCUGCAGAUAAACUACCAUGUAAGUAUUUUCAGAAGGGAAAUUGUAAGUUUGGGCUUAAGUGCGCAUUAGCUCACUUUCUUCCAGACGGCACAAGGGUCAAUUCGAAGAGUCUAAUGAACAAUUCAGGUGGGGGGAACCAUCACAGAUCGUCAAAUAAUGCCUCUAAUGGUUCAGCCUCAAGUUCAUAUACUGGAAAUUCUGUACCAACAGUAUCAUCACAGCCAAUUGAUAUCAGUUUUGACUCUGGGGAAAUAACACCGCCAGCUAGAAGUAAUGGCUCACCAAGAAAUGGAGAUUUCAGCUAUAGUGGGACUACACUUGGAUCUAACAAGUCAUCACACUCUGGUCCAUACUCUAAUCAAGAUAUAGCCUCCCUUGGACAACUGCAAAACCAUUCUAAUUCUUACAACAGUGGGUUUACGAAUAACCCUGGUAACUCUAAUGUGGGUCACAUCUCUUUGUCGAAUGCUCUGCAGAUACAUGGCUACAGAUCAUAUUCCAAUGGCAUGGGAUCGAAUUUUAACGUUUCUCCUCUGCAAUCGAGCCUACCUUAUAACUCACCUUUCCUCCAAUCUCCUCCAAAUUCAAGUGGGUCAUAUCGAACUUCAUUGUCUUCAAGAUUUCCAAAAACUCAAUCAUCUGCUUCUUUAACAUAUAACUACACCCAAGAAUCAGCUAUAUUGGAUGAUGAGGACGAAGAUGAAGAUAAAAUAUAUGAAGAGGAUUACGUACCUGGAUCUUUAGGGGACCUAAUUUUGACACCGCAAGAAUUGCAAAGAAGAGAUUCAAGAUCACAAUCAGGUACCCUAUUAGUAAAGCCCAGCUUGGGCUCUAUCUUAGGUGGUUCAGGUAUAAUUAAAAGUGAAGAGCAAGGGGAUAUAAAGGUUACUUCCGGACAAAUGAACGUACACGAGAAAGUAAGCGAAAAGGUAAUAAAAACUGAUAACAAUGAUUCGUCUACGCAAGAAGAUGUUUUUGUUAUGGAAUGA
Molecule: messenger RNA, 1305 nt
Organism: Priceomyces carsonii
Lineage: Eukaryota; Fungi; Ascomycota; Pichiomycetes; Serinales; Debaryomycetaceae
Exons: 1
Coding region: 1-1305 (434 amino acids)
Biological process (GO): protein polyubiquitination
Molecular function (GO): metal ion binding; ubiquitin protein ligase activity
Source: RefSeq, a predicted model, not a curated record